ACAAUGCUGGUCUUGUCUCCGUACAGAGAUUAGAGGUUUAAUUAGACCUACAUAUUUAGAGAUCAAAGCUCUCCACGUGGGUGCUCAAGCUUUCUCACUGGUGUAGGUGGAAGAAAAGGACAUCAAAAGAGAAACUUUAUCAGAUAGCAGAAGAGGGAAACAAAUGAGAAAUUUUUUUAUCAGUGCAGUCUGUGUUUGUGACAGUUCACCACAUGAUCUCACAUGCACUAACAUAAAGGAAGAACUCCACACUGAAGCAGGAGCUUCACAGGUGAAAUAUUCCUCUCUUCUCAGCUCCGUCAGAAGAUCUUUGAAGAUGAGCCGCUUUGAGGUCACUCAUACAGCUAUGAGUCCCGGCGUGAUCCCCGACUAUGAAUAUAACUACAGUGAUGAUGAAGAUAUACAGCCUUGUAACCUGACAGGUUACCACGAGCAUGAACUGCCAAUCCAAACGUACAUCUACUCUCUGAUUUGUGCGCUCGGCCUGGUGGGAAACGUUUUGGUCCUCCUAACGUACUGCUUCUACAGGAAAGCAAAAUCCAUGACCGAUAUCUUCCUGGUUAACGUGGCGUUGGCGGAUCUCCUGUUCGUCGUCGCGCUGCCGCUGAUCAUUUACAACGAGCAGCACAGUUGGAGCAUGGGCACGUGGGCUUGUAAGUGUCUGCGAGCCGCCUACAGCAUCAACGUGUACAGCAGCACGCUCCUGCUCGCCUGCAUCAGCGGCGACCGCUACGUCGCCAUCGUCCAAGCCAGGCGAUCGGUCCGGAUUCGAUCGCAAGCUCGGGCGUACAGCCGGCUCGUCUGCUCGGUCAUAUGGCUGCUUGCGUUUAUUUUGUCUUUGCCUACGUUCAUAUAUUACCAGGUGAAAGAGAAGGAAUGCUUGAACAUCUUUGAGGAGGACGAAACCGCCAUGCUGAUGAAGAUCCUGAUUCCCAGCCUGCAGAUGGUCGUGGGGUUCUUGGUGCCGUUGAUGGUCAUGACGUUCUGCUACUCGUGCAUCAUGGCGACGCUGCUCAAAGCCAAGAACUUCCAGAAGCACAAGGCGGUCCGAGUGGUUCUGGCCGUGGUCCUUGUUUUUGUCCUUUGCCAUCUGCCUUACAACGUGACGCUCCUGGUCUACGUCAGUAAACUGUUCAGUGAGAGAAAGUGCAAGGGAGAACAGCUGACUCUGAUGACGCUGUCCAUCAGCAGGAGCGUGGCCUACCUUCACUGCUGCCUGAAUCCCAUCCUCUACGCCUUCAUUGGGGUUCGAUUCAGGAGCCACUUCCUUCAGAUCCUACAGGACUUGCGGUGCCUGGGGAAAAAGUACAUUUACUCGGGACGCUCCUCUCAGCAGACCUCUGAGCUGUACGUAUGGGCGAACAAAACCGUCGCCGGACACAAUCAUGACAACCAGUCGUCAUUUUCAAUGUGACAACGUAAAACGUCUGACAGAUCGCUGUGUGGUUGUUCUCAAGAAAGCAGAAACUAAUUUACCAAAAUGAAACUCAAGUUCUGUUAUGAAAAAUAUACUGUGUAUUUUGGUAACACUGUAGAAUAAUGUCCCAUGAGUCAAUGCAUUACCCAACAACGAGCAAUACAUUUGUUUACAUCCAAGAAGACGUGUAAUAUUCUAUGUUAAUGAUAGUUAAUAAAAACAUAACUAUUCGUUGUUGGUUCAUAUCAGCUCAGGUCCAUUAAAUAAUAUUAACAUACAACUGGUGAUUUUAAAUAAUGCAUUAGAAAAUUAACAUUAACUAAGCUUAAUCAAUUCUUUAGAAGUGUUUUGUCAUUGUUAAACAUUAUUGGAAAGUGUUACCAAACUUUCUUUUGAAAUUACUGAUAUGAAAGAUAAUAUUUUUGAAUGUAAGCUAAAUUUUGUGAUGUUUUCUUUGUCUUAUUCAGAUACUUUUGUACAGUAACUUUACUGUGGUCCGACUACUAUAACUCACGCCUGAUUUGCAAGGCAAAUGCUUUUCAGCCUUGUCAACAAUGUGGUAUUAAACCAUAUGAGUCUAGAAAUGUGUGAAGGUAAAAAUAUAUUAGGCUUGUAAAUGGCUCAAUAUAUAUAGCAAUAUUCAAAACAAGCUUUGAGAAGAAAACAAAAACAUUUAAACAUUAUUACUAAAGCCUACUGUAUCAUACUCUAUACGCAAAUCAACAUGAUCAAAACGUUGCUGAUAAACCUGUCACACACAAUCUCCUCCAGUCCUUCUGUCGUCUGAUUGAUACUUCAGACAUUUUUUUAUCAAAUAAAAGGUCUUUUAGUAUAAUUGUACAAACGUCCUCCUUCAGCUCGUGCUUCACGUGUCUUUCUGCUCUGAAAUAUAUGCUGAUAUUCAUAAAGUAAAUUUAAGAACAGCUUUCAUAUUGUUAGUAAUAUUUCAAGUUGAAAUACUGGACUGAUUCAAUUUCAGUUUGAUUAUCCAGACAUCAUAUAUAUGUGAUUAUCAAAUAUGAUCAUCAUCUUUUGAGGAAGGUGUAUUUGUUCAUCUCUCAAUCAUCAUUGCAUUGCAUUGCAUUAUAUGUUUUAAAACUACAGAGAUUUGAUCAUAAUCUAAAUAUCAUCUUACUAAGACAUAUUGGCAGAUAUUGAUAUUUAUAUGCAUUUUAUGUCAGUAUCUGCUAUGCUGUUAUAAAGAUCUGAUUGAUUUACAAGAAUCAGAAUUUCAUCUUACUUUUUGUCCAUAUAAAUAUCAGCAUAUGUGCCGAAUUUAAUAUUUCUGCUCAGUUUGUGCCUCUGAAUAAAAUUAAAACCCUCUAUGGUAUGGUGUUUCCUCCAAGCAUCAUGGUCUAUUUUAGUUUGUCCUUAAUAAAAUAAGGCACCAUUUGAUUGAUCAACAUAUCUCAGGACAGAAUAACUCAAAUAAUCAAUAAAAGUGCAAAAAAAGACCAAAACAUGACCAAAGGAGGUCCAUUUUGUGUCCUGUUUCAGCACAUGGGCACGUCACAUGACUCCAUAUUUUUGCAAAUGAAAAGUGCUUUUUUCACGUGUUUGUAUCCAUUUAAUCACCCACAGAAAAAUACAAGUCACCUUCACUGGCAAGUAAAGAAGUAUUUUCAAGAACUUUACAUUAUAUAUCAUCAAAUGUGUGUGUUAUAUAUCACAAAAACUGUGUCUCGCCUCAAGGCAACAUUGUAUCUUAAUGGAAUCACAUAAGGCCAUACAGGCAUAACAGGUUUGAAUACAAAUGUAUUAUAUUUGUAUUCAAUAUAUGUUUGCAUUUUCACAUGAAUUUGUAAUGCACUUAUAAGAAUAGUAAUUCACAUACUAUAUCUGCAUAUAUUAUGAUCUGCACAUUUUCUAAAGCACUUCAUAAAGCUAUAAAACACAGGUAGCACUGGCAGCUGAUGAGGGUGAUGAUGAGGAGUCACACUGUGAUGAGGAAGAUGAAAUCAUAGUGACAGUCCAUCAGGGAGAGGGAAGAUGGAGAUAAGGAUGAAGAUGAAUAUGAUAACUUGAUAUAAUAACAUAAAGAUAUGACGGUUUGGUAAUAUUUGUGUUCCACUAUGAUACAAUGUUGCCUGAGAGUAACAGCUGGAUAUAAAGUGUUACUUUUUAUUAAAUAUGAAACUUUUAAUACAUUAAAAACUGGAUAAAUUUGUUUGUUCAAGU
This is a messenger RNA of Megalobrama amblycephala (Wuchang bream), 3595 nucleotides long. It is a transcript of the gene ccr6b, whose product is annotated as chemokine (C-C motif) receptor 6b. Gene Ontology annotation, molecular function: G protein-coupled receptor activity. The coding region runs from base 164 to 1414 and encodes 416 amino acids. The record is from RefSeq and is a predicted model, not a curated record. The transcript has 2 exons. Lineage: Eukaryota; Metazoa; Chordata; Actinopteri; Cypriniformes; Xenocyprididae. Gene Ontology annotation, biological process: immune response; G protein-coupled receptor signaling pathway. Gene Ontology annotation, cellular component: membrane.